Molecule: messenger RNA, 6112 nt
Organism: Mya arenaria
Lineage: Eukaryota; Metazoa; Mollusca; Bivalvia; Myida; Myidae
Exons: 28
Coding region: 69-5318 (1749 amino acids)
Biological process (GO): cell surface receptor signaling pathway; adenylate cyclase-activating G protein-coupled receptor signaling pathway; negative regulation of angiogenesis
Cellular component (GO): membrane
Molecular function (GO): G protein-coupled receptor activity
Source: RefSeq, a predicted model, not a curated record
GUUUAUGGCUAACAGUCACUGUAAAUGCAAUAGUUUAAUUUUGUGGACUAUACAUUGACACUGGCGUGAUGACCCUGAUUGGAAGUAUAUGUUUGUUGAUAUUUUGUCAAUCGGGUAUCCAGUUAACUCAUUCGGCAACGACAUCAUCAAAUAUAGGGUUUUCAGAAACAUCCUCCUACGCAACAAGUGCAGUUCCGUUAUCCAAUCAACCGCAAGAAACACUGCCAAAUGAACCACAAUCAACAACCGAUCAAAUUACCUCAACGUCAACGUCAAUACUGCCAAACACACCGACACAAUACAAUCUUACAACGACAUCAUCAACAACGACAUCAGGUGAAAUACCUUCAACGGAGCUAACAACAACGACAUCAGGUGAAAUACCUUCAACGGAGCUAACAACGAACGAACUAACGCCAACGGCAAGCGUAUUCACGGCGAACACGGCAAAAACAACUACCGAAUAUACAACCUCAGCGUUAACAUUAAAAACUGCAGCAACAACGCGAACAAAUAUAACUAUAUUAAUGAGCGACAAAGUAACGACAGUGACUGAAGUUUCACAUUCUCAGAUCACGGAUAUUCCAACAACCAGAGAAACCCUGACAACCAUGGCAUCAUCACAAAUAACAGCCACAAAUGUUUCAGCCGGAAAAACAUCAACAGCACCGUCGACAACACAGAAUACCAUGACGCCAUCACCAACAUCAACCGCUAAUAAAACCGCUAGUAUAACAACAACACCUUUGUCGACAGAACUAAAAAACACGACAUCGUCACCAACAACCAUUACACAAUUUACAGCAACAACAGCAGCACCGUUGACAACACAAACAGACAUGACACCCUCACCAGCAAUAAUCACAAAUUUUACAGCUGGAAAGCCAUCAGCAGCACAGUCGACUGCCCAAACAACUAUGACGCAAUCAACAACCGCAAAUUUAUCCGCAAGUACAACAAAAACAGUGUCGGCGACAAAACAAACAACCAUGAAAUCAUCACCAACAACAAUCACAAAUAUGACAGCUGAAACAACAAAGACAACAGCAUCGACAGUACAACCAACAACGACACCAUCAAUAACAAGCACGACCCCAUCAAUUACAACAACAACAUAUUUUACAAACGGUACAACGAUUACUGAAGCAUCUACACCACAGACUAUAACGCUAUCGACACCAGAAACAACCACAACAACAUCACGAACAACUACGACUCCAUCACAAACAACCACGGAACCAUCACAAACAACCACCGCACCAUCACAAACAACCACGACUCUAUCACAAACAACCAUCCUUUCGACACCAGAAAUAUCCUCAACGGACUCACCAAAAACUGCGACAGCAUCACAAACAUCUACUGCAUCGACAACAGAAACAACUACGACAACAACACUUUCACCAACAAUAACUUUCGCAGAUAGUACAACACUAAAUGAUGUAACUUCACCGAAAUCAACCACGCUAUCGACAACAGAAACAACCACGACACCAUCACAAACAUCCACUGCAUCGACAACAGAAACAACAGCAACACUUUCACCAACAAUAACUUUCGCAGAUAGUACAACACUAAAUGAUGUAACUACACCGAAAUCAACCACGCUAUCGACAACAGAAACAACCACGACACCAUCACAAACAUCUACUGCAUCGACAACAGAAACAACUACGACAGCAACACUUUCACCAACAAUAACUUUCGCAGAUAGUACAACACUAAAUGAUGUAACUACACCGAAAUCAACCACGCUAUCGACAACAGAAACAACCACGACACCAUCACAAACAUCUACUGCAUCGACAACAGAAAGAACUACGACAGCAACACUUUCAUCAACAAUAACUUUCGCAGAUAGUACAACACUAAAUGAUGCAACUACACCGAAAUCAACCACGCUAUCGACAACAGAAACAACCACGACACCUUUUAUUACAACCACCAAAACACCACAAACAACCCCGACAGCAUCGUAUACAACUGAAAUAAUAUCAACAUCUAAAACAACAUCGAAAACUACAACAACGUCACCAGAACCGACGUACAGUUCAGAAUUAACAUCGACAUCGACGUUUGAAACCUCGGAAACGCCAAACACAAUCGUCUCGGAAACAACAACAAUAACAAUGGUGGAAACAUCUCACACAUCAACGUCAUCGGCAUCUUCAACAUCGUACACCACAAUAACUGCGAUAGAAUGUGAACCUGUUAAAACAAUACCGAACGGACGAAUUGAUCUUUUUUCUCCAUCCGUCGCUAUUGUCACAUGUGACUCUGGAUUUGACGCCAGUAUAGAUUAUGUGACUUGUUUAAGUAAUGGAUCAUGGUCAGAGGCAUCGUGCACACCUAAAGAUUGUGGACCUGUCGAACUAAUACCGAACGGCCAAAUUGAUCUGAAUGAUCCAUCCAACACGACGUAUGGUGCCGCUGCUAACAUCACAUGUGAGCCAGGAUUUGACGCUAGUAUAGAUCAAGUUACCUGUUUAAGUAAUGGAUCAUGGUCGAAUGCAUCGUGCUCGCCUAAAGAUUGUGGACCUGUUGAAACUAUACCGAACGGGCAAAUCGAUCUCAAUGAUCCAUCCAACACGACAUAUGGUGCCUCCGCUAACGUCUCAUGUCACUCUGGAUUUGACGCCGGUAAAGAUGAUCUGACCUGUUUAAGUAAUGGAUCAUGGUCGGAGGCGUCGUGUAAACCUAGAGAUUGUGGAUCAGUUGGUAUUCCGGCAAAUGGCAUAGUAGAAAAUCCAAACGAAACAUCUUUUCAAAAGAUAGCGCGUUUCAAAUGUAAUCUUGGCUAUUGUUUGAAUGGGAACGUUUCGAGGGUGUGUUCUGUCAAUUCGAGCGGCGUUAUGUUUUGGAGUGGAACCACCCCAAUAUGUCAAAUUAAAGAGUGUCAAACGUUGUUGAAUCCAAAGAAUGGAGUGGUAAAUCUUACGAGCGGUACAACAUAUGGGCAGAAUGUUAGUUAUACAUGCAAUAAAGGAUAUAAACUUAUUGGGGAUAAAGUUCGACAGUGUCAAGCCUCCGGAUCGUGGGGAGGAGCAGAACCGUCUUGCCUUCUCGAAGAAAUGCCUCAUUUGACUUGUAAAAACGAUACUGACACAAGAGGUACGCUUUGGACAGAGAUUCUCGCUAACACGACACGUUCAUAUGACUGCGAUAAGGAAUCAAAAGGUAACAUGUCUCGAAGAUGUCGCCCAGAAGGUACAUGGGAGCUACCACAGUACAACUGUGUCAGAGAAGCAGUGGAGAAUGUCAAUAUUCAACUCAACAAUCUCACGACGAAGGUUAAUAUUACAACAGAAGAAAUCACAGUUGCAUUAGAAGCCCUUACCAAUGUAACCACGACACAUGGGACAAAUGCUACAACAGCUCUCACGGAUGGGGAGAUAACAGCGCUAACUAGUUCACUGGAGAAUGUUGCGACUCUUCUUAACAACAACACUAAGUUAGAUUCUGUGAUUAUCUCCGAGCACUUUAUGGAGUCAGCCAGUAAUUUGCUUGAUUCGUCCAACCAAGAAAGCUGGAAGGCAAUGAAGGAAUCAAACAACAAUGGGGCAGAAACGAUGCUGAAAGCUAUUGAUUCCGUUGGAUCUGCUAUGAGAAAAAGUAUUCAAGCUGGUACUGGUGGAACAUCUGCAACCAUUAUCAAGACAAAUGUUGCCUUAGAAGUGAAAAAAACUGAUGACGAAAAUAUUGAGUUUCCUGCAAAAUCUUCAUCUGAUAAUCCAGUCGAUGCUGACAAAGAUUGGAUUUUUAAGUCCCACAGUAAUUUGACAUUGGACAAACGUGCAUUAAAUUUUGAAGAAGACAAAACUUACAUCACCACAGCUAUAAUGUAUCGGGACAUGUCAGAUAUUCUGCCAACACAAUCAAAUGAAAAUGCAACAGGAAACGGGAAACUAAAAGAAAUAAAUGGUCCUGUGUUGUCAUUGUCGCUUGACCUAGCUACAGGGAACCUAAGUACUCCAAUCAGAAUAACAUUCGGUCACUUCUUGACGAAUUUGUCAGAGCCAUCAUGUAACUACUGGGCAUUUGGCAAUGACGGUCAGGCUGGAGGAUGGUCAACAGUCGGCUGUUCCGUGAAUUAUUCCUCAGCAAUCCAGACUGUCUGUGAAUGCACACAUCUUACUAACUUUGCUGUGCUGAUGAGCCCAUUUGUGCAGGCAGAUGCUGAUUCAGUUCCUUUGCGCAUAGUCUCCAUCGUUGGAAUUGCUGUAUCCAUGUUCUGUCUUCUGUUUACAUCGUCUUUGUACAUCUGUUUAUGGAGGUACCUGAGAAACGACCGUGCUGUUAUUCUCCUGAACCUCUGUAUUGCCCUGUUCUUCUCCUACAUCGUGUUCCUGGCCGGAGUCGAUCGAACAGAAAGCAAGGAGUUUUGCGCAGUUGUGGCAGCCUUAUUGCAUUAUAUCUACUUGGUCGUUUUUUGUUUGAUGCUUGCGGAGGGGAUAGACAUUGCAUACACAGUUCUUUAUGUAUUUGCUACCAGAUCACGGGCGAGAUCAUUAGUUAUUGCAUCAUGGGUUAUACCAGCUGUCAUUGUCGGAAUAUCACUCGGAGCAACUCAGACACAAGGAUAUGGAAAUACUUACUUCUGCUGGUUGUCUCUAUCACGUGGUGUAAUAUGGGCGUUCGUGGCGCCUGCCUUGCUCAUUAUUUCGUUAAACAUUAUAUGUUUGGUCCUUGUUUUCCGCAAAAUGCUGAGAAUGAAAGCAAUGGAAUCUAAGAAAACUACAGAAAAGAUUCAAACCAGCCUUCGAUCGCUCUGUGUACUAGUCCCUCUGAUGGGUGUGUCAUGGAUUCUGGGCAUAUUCUACAUUAACGAAGAUUUGUACUUCAUGCAAUAUCUUUUUGCCAUUUGUAAUGGUCUUCAGGGAUUCUUUAUCUUCCUAUUCCACUGUGCUUUGAAUAAAAAGAUACAAAAUGGAUGCCAAAUGAGACGAAGGCGUAUGUCCGCCAUGAAGUCUACGCUCAAAACAACAUAUAGAAGUUCGAGUAAGGAGAGGUCUAAAUCUAAAGAUCUUAAAUCUUUAAGUUCAGAGUCUCGAGACAUUGAUGCAUCAAUCGACUGGAGAAACCUGGUUCUCAAUGGAACAUCUGAGACUGACAAAGGUCGACAAUUUAACUCGCCAAUUGGGGGUGGAGCUUUUGGUCAUAUUCAGCGCCCGACUGUUGCCUUCAACCCACCUGCUGAAUACUCUCCACACACUCAUGACAGUCGUCAAAGUAUCAAACACAGAGAUUCUCGCAAAAUUGACAUCGUCAUCGGCGAGGACAAGAACUAUGACUACAGAAGACGCUCUACUGAGUUGUAAUGCUCUAAAAUAUGUCUUGAUAACGGGGUUUUCGUCUUCUGGUUAAUCAGUCUCAUGUUGAAUAUAAUAUUGAUAUGAUACAGCUUGUUAAGAUGUAUUGUGUUUAUUCCAACAGUAAGUCUGACGUCAUAUAUAUAUGGUACUAACAUUGGUUUAUAGAAACAAUCUUAAAACAAAAAUGCUUAAUUUAAUUUGAAAGUGUUUAUUUUUCUCAUUUAUUUUCACAUAGAGUACCAAUUACACAUUCAUGUUCAUCUUUAUAUAAUAUAACCUUAUAUGCAUUUUCUAUCAGUAUGGUUAAGCUCACACACACACACACACACGCACACACGCACACACACACACACACACACACACACAAACACACACACACACACACACAAAAACACACACAAACACACACACAUACACGACAGUGAUUUCCCCUACACUUAGAUAUUCAUACAAGAAAAUCUACAAUAGAACUUUUAAUAUUUGUUAAAUAAUUAUACAGACAUUAAAAAAUAAAAAAUAAAUGAAUCGUUAUGGCUAUUUGUGUAUUUUACUGAUUUAUGUUAGUUUCAGUAUUUCCCCACUUUUUAUUGUGGGCUUCGUUUUUUAAAGCAGUUUGCUCUUCUAUUUUAAUUCUUAAUUUAAGAUACAUCAUAUAUGCAUUAAAGGAUAGAUGUCUAUUAUUACACUUGGCUAAGUUUAUAUCAUAUUUCAUUAAAACAAUAUUUGAAAGUGUUGUUGACAUGAUUAUUAUAUGAUUUGUCCUUGGAUGAUAUUCACUUGUUUAAACUACUUAAAAACGA